AUGGGGAAACAGAAAGGAGAAGCCGCUAGGAGCAAGGCACGCCCUUCAAGUAGCAGUCUGGCGGCGUCGCUGGUGCCGUCGGGUUCUACUGUCUCGGUGGGCUUCGGCGGCUAUGUUGGCGGUUCUCGCCUCGAGGCUUCUCUUGCAACUGAAGAUUCAAAGCCCUAUUUGGAUGUAGAUAGUGAAUUGGCUCUACACUUGAAGAGGCUUGCAAGGAAAGAUCCCACCACCAAGCUUAAAGCUUUGGCAUCUCUAUCCACGCUGCUCAAGGAAAAGUCCACGAAGGACAUAAUACCUAUCAUUCCACAAUGGGCAUUUGAAUACAAAAGGCUUGUGGUGGAUUACAAUAGAGAAGUUCGGCGAGCAACUCAUGAUACUAUGAACAAUCUUGUUACCGCUGUUGGGAGAGACUUAGCUCCACAGCUGAAGUCUCUGAUGGGACCAUGGUGGUUUUCUCAAUUUGACCCAGUUUCUGAAGUUUCUCAAGUUGCAAAGCGUUCGUUACAGGGAGCUUUUCCAGCUCAGGAAAAGAGAUUAGAUGCUUUAAUUUUAUGCACAGCAGAGGUUUUUAUCUAUUUGGAAGAAAAUCUGAGACUUACACCGCAAAGUAUGUCUGAUAAAGCAACUGCUUUGGAUGAAUUAGAAGAGAUGCAUCAGCAGGUGAUAUCUUCAUCACUUCUGGCAUUGGCUACACUUCUUGAUGUAUUGGUUAGCUUACAAGCAGCAAGACCAGGCACUGAAAAUAUAACUGCUCAACCAAAACAUGCUUUGAAGGCUAGGGAAACGGCUAUUUCUUUUGCUGAGAAGUUGUUCACUGCUCAUAAAUAUUUUCUAGACUUCUUGAAAUCUCCAAUUUCUGCUAUCCGUUCAGCCACAUAUUCUGUAUUAAGUAGUUUCAUUAGAAACAUUCCUCAUGCCUUUAACGAAGGAAAUAUGAAAGCUCUUGCUGCUGCAAUAUUUGGUGCAUUUCAGGAGAAGGAUCCUGCUUGUCAUUCAUCAAUGUGGGAUGCAGUUUUGCUAUUUUCUAAAAGGUUUCCUGACAGUUGGACUUCCAUUAAUGUACAGAAAAUUGUACUUAAUCGAUUUUGGAAUUUUCUUAGAAAUGGGUGCUUUGGAUCUCCGAAGAUUUCUUAUCCAGCCUUGGUUCCAUUCUUAGACACUGUGCCAUCUAACACAGUAGUGGGAGAUACCUUUUUGCUUGAAUUUUUCCAGAACCUAUGGGCAGGAAGGAAUACAUCCCACUCCUCAAAUGCAGAUAGACUAGCAUUUUUUGGGGCAUUUAAGGACUGCUUUCUGUGGGGAUUGCGUAAUGCAUCAAGAUAUUGUGAUAAGGUGGAUUCCGUCUCUCAUUUUCAAGUAACUCUUGUUAAAAAUGUUCUGGUAAAGCUUUUGUGGCAUGACUACCUUUUCUCUAGUAGCUCAAAACUUAAGGAGAAAACCUUCUCCAGUUUAUCAGCAGAUUCAUGUGAAAGUGGCUUAACUUCCAACAAGAAGACAGUUGAAACAACGAAUAUUAUGUAUCCAAUGAGCUACUUGCAAGAGUUGGGGAACUGCAUUGUUGGGAUUCUUUCAGGCAUUUAUUUGCUCGAGCAUGAUCUGCUCACAGCUUUCUCUGCAGAAUUUCAGGAGAGUUGUGUGGGUUUGUUUCAUAAUGCUGGUAAUUUGGAAACAGAAAGUGAGUGUGCUGAACGGGUUAAUCAAUUUAUAUCAUUACUUGGAGAAUUUGCAAUGCAGAAAGGUAGAAGUUGGCCUUUGGUUUGUCUAGUUGGACCAAUGUUGGCUAUGUCCUUCCCAUUGAUGAGAUCACAUGAUUCACCAAGUUGUGUGAAGAUUCUAUCGGUUGCUGUUUCUGUAUUUGGAUCGCGCAAGAUAGUCCAACAGCUUCUUAUCCAACAUAAUCUUUCUUCUUGUAGUCAUUCUACUGAUGGGGGGGAUAAAGAAAUCGAGGCAGAUCUAUUCAUGCAGAUGUUCAAGGAAAGUAUUGUUCCUUGGUGUUUGCGUGGGAAUAGUUGCUCCUUAAGUGCUCGACUUGAUAUGUUACUUGCAUUGCUCGAUGAUGAAUAUUUCUUUGAACAGUGGGAUACUGUUAUCAGAUAUGCUACUAACCUGGAACACUCUGGAUCUGCAACUUCCUCCUUAGACUCUGACCGCAUAACCAUAUUGGCAAUGCUCUUAGAGAAAGCAAGAGAUAAAAUUGCAAACAGGAAGGAAGGAGACAUAUCCAUGGGCAACCCAGACCACUGGCAUCAUGAGCUUCUAGAAUCAGCUGCUGUUGCUGUUGCUUGUUCCCCUCCUGCUUUCGGAACUUCUAAUUCUCAAUUUGUGUGUACUGUUGUUGGUGGUUCAACAAAAAACAAUCAAACAUCUUUUGUGUCGAGAGAUGCAUUGGUCCUGAUAUUUGAGGAGGUUUUCAAGAAGUUGCUUUCUUUUAUUCUGGCUUCCUCCUUUACUUGGGUUAGGAAUGCAGGUCCUCUUUUGAGUCCCAAUCUAUUGACUUCUGGGGCAAACAAUAUUGGGCUGGAAUUUGAAAGUUCUGUCACGAUGUUUGAGAUGGCUCAGUUUGCUCUUGAAGUACUUGAUGGCACCUUAUUUUCCUUGAAGACACUUGGUGAAGAAAGUGGGCUGGUUUCAGUUAUCUUGUCUGCAAUUUUUUUAAUUGAUUGGGAGUUUUUGGUAUUAGUAACUAUAAGAGAUGAUGCCCCUGAUGAUGAAUCAAAGGAAAAAUUGAAGUCCAGGCUGGUAUUUAGUGAAUUGUUUCAUGCUUUUCGAUGUAAGAUAAGUAAUCAGUUUUGGAAAAGCCUCAGCUUACACAAUCGGCAGGCAUUGGGGAGUAGUUUGAUUCAGUGUAUGAGAUCUGCAAUCUUCAAUGAAGAUAAACUAGACACAGAAAAAUUCACAUCUUUGUGCUGCUUGUGGAUGCUUGAAGUUCUUGAUUGUCUCUCUCAGGAUCAGUAUGAGGAACAAAAUCUGUUAGACCAGCUUCUUUGCCAGGGUGACAGAUGGCCUUUGUGGAUUGUUCCCGAUUUUAGUAGCCCAGAGGGAUUAGUUGCAAAAAAUUUCUCUGCUGAUGUGCAUGACUUUGGCCAUCGAAAGUUUGUUUCAUUUAUUGUCAAGAUCAUCUCAGAACUUGGGAUUGAUAGAGUUGUUGCGGGUUAUGUAAAACAUAGUCUCCCUCCCUCCCAGGAAACAGCAAAUGAAGAGCAUACUCGAUCCUGGCUUGCUGCUGAAAUAUUGUGUACUUGGAAAUGGCCAGGAGGAUGUGCUGUUGCUUCGUUCUUACCUUCAUUGAGUGCAUAUGCGAAGAGUAGAAAUUACUCUUCCCAGGAGAGCUUGUUAGAUUUUGUUUUCAACAUUUUACUUGACGGUGCACUUAUUCAUGGAGGAUGUGGUGCACAGAAUUUUGUCUGUCUGGGGCCUGCUUCAAGUGAAGAAGUGGAGGAUAUUGAAGAACCUUUCUUGAGAGCCCUUGUAGCUUUUCUUUUAACUUUGUUCAAAGAUAAUAUAUGGGAAACAGAAAAGGCUAUGAUGCUAUUUGAACUGCUAGUAAAUAAAAUUUUUGUUGGUGAAGCUAUAAAUACGAACUGCUUGAGGAUUCUUCCCCUGAUUGUUAAUGUUCUUAUUCGACCAUUAAGUCAAAGAAGCAUCAGAUCUCAUGACUCUAGUAGAGAUACCCAACCUGAUUCUUCUGGGGAAAAUCAUGUACCUGAUAUUAUUGCAGGCUGGCUCCAGAAAGCUAUAUCAUUUCCGCCUCUGAUCACAUGGCAAACAGGACAAGAUAUGGAGGAUUGGUUUCAGUUGGUUAUAUCUUGUUAUCCUUUUAGUACACUAGGGGGCUUAGAAACCCCGACCCUGGAGAGAAAUAUCAGCUCUGGAGAGAGCAGACUCCUACUUGAAUUAUUUCGGAAGCAGAGGGGUCCUGGCACAUCAACUGAAUUUGAUGAAGAUGACUGGGAGUUUGUGUUAUAUCAGUUAAGGCGCGGGAUUCAGUCGGCUGUUGUAAUGAUGGAGGAAAUUGCUGAAAAUGUUAAUGACACCAUCACUAGCAGCUUUACUUCUCAUAACCUGGAUUCUAUCCUUAAUAAGCUUGGGACAAUUCUUUAUAUUUCAGAUCCCUUUCCUAUAGACAUUGCCAAGAAUGCCCUUUUAUCAUUUUCUCUGUCUUGUGGACCUUUUGGUCUCCGACAAGCAGAAGAUGCAGAUAACGUAAACCCCUUGAGAAUGGAAAGAUGGGACCCCAUCAAAGAUCGAAUUUUAGAAGGUAUACUUCGGUUGUUCUUCUGCACCGGCAUUGCAGAGGCCGUUGCAAGUUCCUGUUGUGAUGAGGCUGCAUCUCUAAUUUCGUUGUCUCGAUUUGAACAUUCUCAGUUUUGGGAGUUGGUGGCCUCAAGUGUUGUCAACUCGUCAACAAAUGCUAGAGAUAGGGCAGUGAAGUCAGUAGAAUUUUGGGGGCUGAGCAAAGGACCUAUUAGCUCUUUGUAUGCAAUUCUCUUUUCUUCGAAAACCAUUCCUUUGUUGCAGUUCGCCGCGUAUUCUAUUAUUUCUUCAGAACCUGUUUUACACUUGGCAAUUGUUGAAGACAAAACUUAUUUGGACGGUGUCACUAACAGUGAAGAAGAUUCAUCCCCGCAUAAUAUGUCGGCAGAAACAAGCAUCCAUUUGAAAGAGGAAAUAUCUUGCAUGAUUGAAAAGUUACCGCAUCAGGUUCUUGAAAUGGAUUUGGUGGCAGAGCAAAGGGUACAUGUCUUCCUGGCAUGGUCUUUGUUGCUAUCGCAUUUGUGGUCAUUACCAUCGUCAUCACCUGCAAGGGAGAGACUGGUCCAGUAUAUUCAAGAUUCUGCUGAUUCAGUGAUAUUAGAUUGCCUUUUCCAGCAUAUUCCUCUAGGACUGGGCAUGGCACAUGUUAUUAAGAAGAAAGAUACAGAGCUUCCUGCUGGUAUAGCAGAAGCUGCAGCUGCAGCAACACGUGCCAUAACUACUGGUUCAUUAUUGUUUUCUGUACAAUCUCUGUGGCCUGUUGAACCAGUGAAAAUGGCUUCGCUUUCUGGAGCAAUGUUUGGUUUGAUGCUUCGCAUUCUUCCUGCUUAUGUAAGACAGUGGUUCAGUGAUUUACGUGACCGUUCUACAUUAUCUGGAAUUGAAUCCUUUACAAGAGCAUGGUGCAGUCCACCACUCAUCGCAAAUGAAUUAAGCCUGAUUAAAAAGAAUGAUCUUGCUGAUGAGAAUUUUUCCAUUAGCGUAAGCAAAGCAGCAAAUGAGGUUGUUGCUACCUAUACAAAGGAUGAGACUGGAAUGGAUCUAGUUAUCCAUCUUCCUUCAUCUUACCCAUUACGGCCCGUUGAUGUUGAUUGUAUGAGGAGCCUAGGCAUUAGUGAAGUGAAGCAGAGGAAGUGGUUAAUGUCUAUGUCAUCAUUCGUUCGUAAUCAGAAUGGAGCUUUAGCAGAAGCUAUCAAGAUAUGGAAGAGCAACUUUGACAAGGAAUUUGAAGGCGUGGAGGAAUGCCCUAUCUGUUACAGUGUCAUCCAUACUACAAACCACGGCCUUCCUCGCCUUCCAUGCAGGACCUGCAAGCACAAGUUCCAUUCUGCCUGCCUCUAUAAGUGGUUCUCAACUUCUCACAAGUCAACUUGCCCUUUGUGUCAGUCUCCGUUUUGA
Molecule: messenger RNA, 5652 nt
Organism: Prunus armeniaca (apricot)
Lineage: Eukaryota; Viridiplantae; Streptophyta; Magnoliopsida; Rosales; Rosaceae
Source: the annotation of a GenBank genome assembly